AUGCGGACCAACUCGCUCACCGCACACGACGCCGAUCGCACGGCCCGCCUGGUGUAUUCUCUGGCAGCCAAUGAAGAGGUCUCAAGCCUCGGUGGUCUUCUUACCAGCGCAGAGACGGGCGUCUUCGAGGUGGACAAGGAGGGCCGAGUGACGCUC
Messenger RNA from Dibothriocephalus latus, 156 nucleotides. The record is from the annotation of a GenBank genome assembly. Lineage: Eukaryota; Metazoa; Platyhelminthes; Cestoda; Diphyllobothriidea; Diphyllobothriidae.